Odocoileus virginianus texanus is the source of this 8138-nucleotide messenger RNA. The record is from RefSeq and is a predicted model, not a curated record. Lineage: Eukaryota; Metazoa; Chordata; Mammalia; Artiodactyla; Cervidae.
AUGGGCAUUCUUAUUGCCAGUUUUCGAGGAACUGUGCCAUAUGGUCUGUCAUUGGAAAUUGGGGAUACAGUUCAGAUCCUGGAGAAGUGCGAUGGCUGGUACAGAGGCUUUGCCUUAAAAAACCCGAAUAUCAAGGGUAUAUUUCCUUCCAGCUAUGUUCACUUGAAAAAUGCCUGUGUAAAGAACAAAGGACAAUUUGAAAUGGUUAUUCCCACUGAAGACUCUGUGAUCACAGAAAUGACAUCAACAUUAAGAGACUGGGGAACUAUGUGGAAACAACUUUAUGUGAGAAAUGAAGGUGAUCUCUUCCACCGACUGUGGCACAUCAUGAAUGAAAUCCUGGAUCUGCGGCGGCAGGUGUUGGUGGGGCACCUCACCCAUGACCGGAUGAAGGACGUGAAGCGCCACAUCACUGCCCGCCUGGACUGGGGCAACGAACAACUGGGACUGGACCUGGUACCUAGGAAAGAGUAUGCAAUGGUGGAUCCAGAGGACAUCAGCAUUACUGAGCUCUACCGAUUGAUGGAGCAUCGACAUCGGAAGAAAGAUACCCCAGUGCAGGCCAGCAGUCACCACCUCUUUGUGCAGAUGAAGAGUCUCAUGUGUUCCAACCUGGGAGAGGAGCUUGAGGUCAUCUUUUCACUGUUUGACAGUAAAGAGAAUCGACCAAUCAGUGAGAGAUUUUUCUUGAGGCUAAAUAGAAACGGGCUUCCCAAAGCCCCAGAUAAACCAGAACGACACUGCUCUCUCUUCGUGGACUUGGGUAGCAGCGAGCUCAGAAAGGACAUCUAUAUCACUGUGCACAUCAUCCGAAUCGGUCGAAUGGGGGCAGGAGAAAAAAAGAAUGCCUGCAGUGUCCAGUACCGGCGACCCUUUGGCUGUGCAGUUCUCAGUAUUGCUGACCUGCUGACGGGAGAGACGAAAGAUGACCUCAUCCUGAAAGUGUACAUGUGUAAUACAGAGAGUGAGUGGUAUCAGAUCCACGAGAACAUCAUCAAGAAGUUGAAUGCGCGUUAUAAUUUGACUGGCUCCAAUGCGGGUUUAGCUGUUUCUUUACAACUCUUGCAUGGAGACAUUGAACAAAUCAGAAGGGAAUACUCAUCAGUAUUUUCUCAUGGAGUAUCCAUCACCAGGAAGUUGGGUUUUUCUAAUAUUAUUAUGCCUGGUGAAAUGCGGAAUGAUUUAUAUAUCACUAUAGAAAGGGGAGAAUUUGAGAAAGGAGGAAAGAGUGUGGCCAGAAACGUGGAAGUUACGAUGUUCAUUGUAGAGAGUAGUGGCCAGACCCUGAAGGACUUUAUAUCCUUCGGCUCUGGAGAGCCACCGGCUAGCGAGUACCACUCUUUUGUGCUUUAUCAUAACAACAGCCCCAGGUGGUCCGAGCUGCUGAAACUUCCUAUCCCCGUGGAUAAAUUCAGGGGUGCGCACAUCCGCUUCGAGUUCCGGCAUUGUUCCACAAAGGAGAAAGGAGAGAAGAAGUUGUUUGGCUUCUCCUUUGUUCCCCUGAUGCAGGAAGAUGGUAGGACACUUCCAGAUGGCACGCACGAGCUCAUUGUGCAUAAGUGUGAAGAAAACACAAAUCUUCAGGAUACUACCCGCUACCUCAAACUUCCUUUUUCCAAGGGCAUUCUCCUUGGGAAUAAUAAUCAAGCCACAAAGGCCACAAAGGAGUCUUUUUGGAUAACAUCUUUUCUCUGUUCCACAAAACUGACACAAAAUGGUGAUAUGCUUGAUCUUUUGAAAUGGAGAACCCACCCAGACAAGAUCACAGGCUGUCUCUCUAAAUUAAAAGAAAUUGAUGGCUCCGAGAUAGUAAAGUUUCUGCAAGAUACACUGGAUACCUUAUUUGGAAUUUUAGAUGAAAAUUCCCAAAAAUAUGGGUCUAAAGUGUUUGAUUCAUUGGUUCACAUAAUCAAUUUGCUGCAAGAUAGCAAAUUUCAUCAUUUUAAACCUGUAAUGGACACUUACAUCGAGAGUCAUUUUGCUGGGGCACUUGCAUACAGAGAUCUCAUCAAAGUACUCAAAUGGUAUGUGGACCGGAUCACAGAAGCAGAGAGACAAGAGCACAUCCAAGAGGUGUUGAAGGCCCAAGAAUAUAUUUUUAAGUAUAUUGUUCAGUCUCGAAGGCUGUUUUCCCUUGCCACUGGAGGACAGAAUGAGGAGGAAUUUCGCUGCUGUAUUCAGGAGCUGCUCAUGUCAGUUCGUUUUUUUCUUUCACAAGAAAGCAAAGGAUCUGGAGCAUUAUCUCAAUCACAGGCUGUGUUUCUGAGCUCCUUCCCAGCUGUGUAUUCGGAGCUGCUGAAGCUCUUUGACGUCCGGGAGGUGGCCAGCUUGGUCCAGGACACCCUGGGCAGUCUGCCGACUAUCGUGCACGUGGAUGACGCCCUGCAGGCUGUUAAACUGCAGUGCAUUGGCAAGACCGUGGAAAGCCAGCUCUAUACCAACCCAGAUUCCCGGUAUAUUCUUUUACCUGUCGUGCUACAUCACCUCCACAUGCACUUGCAAGAACAGAAGGACCUGAUCAUGUGUGCACGGAUCCUUAGCAAUGUAUUUUGUCUCAUCAAGAAAAAUAGCUCAGAAAAAUCUGUGCUGGAGGAAAUAGAUGUGAUAGUGGCUAGCCUGCUGGACAUCCUGCUGAGAACCAUCUUGGAGAUCACCAGUCGUCCGCAGCCAUCUGGCUCCACCAUGAGGCUUCAGUUUCAGGAUGUCACGAGAACAGGCUCUCUGAAUAGGGAGGUUUCCCAUGACAGUCCUACCCUGAGCACCUCUGCCUUUACAGGAAAAGUGCCCACUGUAAGUGGACAUGCUGGGGAGUUUGUUGCUUGUCUCCUGUCCCUAUUACGGCAAAUGACAGAUAGACAUUAUCAGCAGCUUCUUGAUAGUUUCAAUACAAAAGAAGAACUAAGGGAUUUCCUGCUGCAGAUAUUUACUGUGUUCCGAAUAUUGAUACGCCCAGAGAUGUUUCCAAAGGACUGGACUGUCAUGCGCUUGGUGGCUAACAACGUCAUUAUUACAACAGUUCUGUACCUGUCAGAUGCACUUCGGAAGAACUUCUUAAAUGAAAACUUUGAUUAUAAGAUCUGGGAUUCCUACUUUUACCUUGCGGUCAUUUUUAUAAACCAGUUGUGUCUGCAGUUAGAGAUGUUUACACCUUCCAAAAAGAAAAAAGUAUUAGAAAAAUAUGGUGACAUGCGGGUAACAAUGGGUUGUGAAAUUUUCAGCAUGUGGCAAAAUCUAGGAGAGCACAAGCUCCAUUUCAUCCCUGCCCUGAUCGGCCCCUUCCUGGAAGUAACCUUGAUACCCCAGCCAGAUCUCCGCAAUGUCAUGAUUCCUAUUUUCCAUGAUAUGAUGGACUGGGAGCAGAGGCGGAGUGGCAAUUUUAAACAGGUGGAAGCCAAGCUCAUUGACAAACUGGACAGCCUGAUGUCCGAAGGCAAAGGCGAUGAAACCUACCGUGAGCUCUUCAACAGUAUAAUUCCACUCUUUGGUCCCUAUCCUAGUCUACUAAAGAAAAUUGAGCGGGAAACAUGGAGAGAAAGUGGUGUUUCCUUAAUCGCCACUGUAACUCGGCUGAUGGAGAGGUUGUUAGAUUACAGGGACUGCAUGAAAAUGGGCGAGGUAGAUGGCAAAAAGAUUGGCUGCACCGUGAGCCUCCUGAACUUCUAUAAGACUGAACUGAACAAGGAGGAGAUGUAUAUACGCUACAUCCACAAACUCUAUGAUCUGCACCUCAAAGCACAGAAUUUCACAGAGGCUGCAUAUACGCUGUUGUUAUAUGAUGAGCUGCUGGAAUGGUCUGACCGGCCCCUCCGGGAGUUCCUGACCUACCCCAUGCAAACGGAAUGGCAGCGCAAGGAGCACCUGCACCUCGCCAUCAUCCAGAACUUUGACCGGGGCAAGUGUUGGGAGAACGGCAUCAUCUUGUGCCGGAAGAUUGCAGAGCAGUACGAGAGUUACUAUGAUUACAGAAACCUGAGCAAGAUGAGGAUGAUGGAAGCCUCUUUGUAUGACAAAAUUAUGGACCAGCAGCGUCUUGAACCAGAGUUCUUCAGAGUUGGAUUUUAUGGGAAAAAGUUUCCAUUUUUCUUAAGAAAUAAAGAGUUUGUGUGUCGAGGGCAUGACUACGAAAGACUGGAGGCCUUCCAGCAGAGAAUGCUGAACGAGUUCCCCCACGCCAUCGCCAUGCAGCAUGCCAACCAACCCGAUGAGACCAUCUUCCAGGCAGAAGCUCAGUAUUUGCAGAUAUACGCCGUGACUCCCAUCCCAGAGAGCCAGGAGGUCCUUCAGAGAGAAGGUGUCCCAGACAACAUCAAAAGUUUCUAUAAAGUGAAUCACAUCUGGAAAUUCCGCUACGACAGACCGUUUCACAAAGGCACGAAAGAUAAAGAGAAUGAAUUCAAGAGUCUCUGGGUGGAAAGAACAUCACUAUACUUGGUGCAGAGUUUACCUGGAAUUUCUCGCUGGUUUGAAGUGGAGAAGCGUGAAGUGGUAGAAAUGAGUCCUCUGGAAAAUGCUAUUGAAGUGCUGGAGAAUAAGAAUCAGCAGCUGAAGACUCUGAUUAGUCAGUGUCAGACAAGACAGAUGCAGAAUAUUAAUCCCCUAACCAUGUGCCUGAAUGGAGUUAUAGACGCUGCGGUUAAUGGUGGAGUUUCCAGGUAUCAAGAGGCAUUCUUUGUCAAGGAAUAUAUCUUAAGUCACCCCGAAGAUGGAGAGAAAAUCGCACGGUUAAGAGAGCUGAUGCUUGAGCAGGCACAGAUUUUGGAAUUUGGCUUGGCCGUGCACGAGAAGUUUGUGCCUCAGGAUAUGAGACCCCUUCACAAGAAGCUGGUCGACCAGUUCUUUGUGAUGAAGUCCAGCUUGGGGAUUCAGGAAUUCUCCGCAUGUAUACAAGCCAGUCCAGUCCAUUUUCCUAAUGGAAGCCCUCGUGUGUGUAGAAACUCAGCACCUGCUUCCAUGAGCCCAGAUGGUACCAGGGUAAUUCCUCGACGCAGCCCAUUAAGUUACCCAGCUGUCAACCGAUACUCUUCCUCCUCACUGUCCUCACAAGCGUCUGCUGAAGUAAGCAAUAUUACAGGGCAAUCAGAAAGCUCUGAUGAAGUCUUUAACAUGCAGCCAAGUCCAUCUACCUCAAGCUUGAGUUCUACUCACUCCGCCUCGCCUAAUGUGACAAGUUCUGCUCCCUCGAGUGCCAGAGCUUCUCCUCUGUUGUCCGACAAACACAAACAUUCCAGAGAAAACGCUUGCCUGUCCCCGAGAGAGCGGCCAUGCAGCGCCAUCUAUCCGACACCUGUGGAACCUUCUCAGAGGCUGCUGUUUAAUCACAUUGGAGAUGGAGCCUUGCCACGCAGUGACCCCAAUCUUUCUGCGCCUGAGAAAGCUGUGAACCCCACCCCUAGCAGCUGGAGCCUGGACAGUGGGAAGGAAGCCAAGAACAUAGCAGAUGGUGGGAAGCUCAUCUCUCCCCCAGUCCCUCCACGGCCCACACAGACUGCUUCACCAGCAAGGCACACGGCAUCAGUAUCCCCCUCGCCUGCUGGGCGAUCUCCACUGAAGGGCUCCGUGCAGUCCUUCACCCCGUCCCCCGUGGAGUACCACUCCCCAGGACUCGUCUCCAGCUCCCCCGUGCUGUCGGGCAGCUACAGCAGCGGGAUUUCCUCCCUCAGCCGGUGUAGCACGUCGGAGACCUCAGGCUUCGAGAAUCAGGUGAAUGAGCCGGCCGCGGCGCCGCCGGGGUCGGAGGAGCCGGUGCGCAAGGAGAGCAAGACGCCGCCGCCCUACAGCGUGUACGAGCGGACUCUGCGGCGCCCCGUGCCACUGCCUCACAGCCUCUCCAUCCCCGUCACCGCCGAGCCGCCCGCCUUGCCCCCCAAGCCCCUGGCGGCGCGGUCGGGCCACCUGGAGAACGGGACCAGGAGGACGGACCCCGGCCCGCGGCCCAGGCCCCUGCCCCGGAAGGUCUCCCAGUUAUAAGUCCCUUUUCUACUUCCCUGCGACGCAUUCUUUGCCGUUUACAAGACAUCAAGAGGUAUGGUGAGAAGACAUCCUUAGUGUAGGCACUUUAAUAACUUAACUCAGAUUUGUCUUUAGAUGAAUGGAAUUUAAACUCGCUUAAUAGAAUAUGUUGCACAAUAUUAAAAGUUACUGAUCCCCAACGCCAGAUGUCCCAAGUAUGGCUGAAUUUCAUGACACCGUUUCUCGUUUGAAAGUGAUAGUGAUAAAGCCUUCUUUUGUAUCUUUUUAUGUUCACUUUUUUUUUUUUUACAUAAUCUCAACCAGUAAAAUAUUGUCGAACAAUACGAAGCGUGAUAGUGUUGUAUACUUUUUACUGAAUACUUGAUACUUCAUGAAAGCUUAUUAAGUCAGUGCACAUCCUAAGGCAGUGGUCCUUACUUUAGAAGACUUCUGUAAAUAAGGUGAGAUUUCUGACUCUUUCUAUCAACAGACAAGUGAAUGCACAUAGUCAUAAUUAAAAGUUAAAGCAGGCUAAUGAGAUAUACACUAAAGGAGCUGCAAAGAUUGGGACUGGAAGCGGUUUUGUUCUUGAAACAUACUUCUUGAAGGUUGCUUUUGACCUUGACUGCUGUCUACAUUGUUCAGAAGCUACUAUACCAUUUGGCUGGUAAACCGUUUAGUACCCUGACACCAUGGUAUCUACUGUAUUUCUUUUCAAGGUGCAAUUUACUUCCAGAGUUCCCAUCAGGUUGAUGAAGCAAAAGACCCCAGGAGAAAUGUUUACUUGAAUCUUGUGCUUCCUUAGAUAAUUUCUGCUACCCAAUUUGUCAUUGAAGAAGAGAUGUUCAUGUAUUAAGUAGGCACAAAUUAAUGUGUCCCAUUAACAAGAAUUCAGGAAUCAAUACAGGACAGUAUUAAAUCAAUAGAGUAAAUGAAGAAAAAAGUUGGGGAAAUUUUUUUGGCUUGUUUAAUUGGCAAAGGGCUUUUUAAAGGCAAGGGCAUUAACUUUCAGUCCUGCACAAAAUAAGAAAUUCCUCACAACUCCAUUGUUACCAGUGGGGCUUGUCUGCUGAACUAAUCCUGUUGUCCUUUUGUUGAAGGAGGAUGGCUAUAGACUGCUCUAGCUUGAACAUUACAACAUAGCAUCUUAGAUUUAGAUAGGGAUGCUAAUGCCACAGUCGUAGGAGUGUGAAAAGAGAAAAGCACCUUGUAUGUAGUAAUGUAUUUUAUAUCUUGUUUUCUUUACUGACUGUUUAUAACACUCAACUGACAAUAGAUAUGAACUGUAUUUUAAAUCAUACUGUUGAAUAUUUUCCCUCUUUUGUUGGGAAGCUCAUUUUAGUUUAACUGUGUGUUUUUGUUGAUAGCUUACCCAGAAGGCAGUGACCACUUUUUUAUAUUCCCUUCGAAACCAUUCAGCAGGUAUAUGCUGUUGAGACUGGUUAUAGAGGUUUUCUAUAAUAAAUGUUCAAGUAUUUUUGUACAUAACUGGUUAAUUUUAAUAAGAGAUACCAUUACAUGUAAAAAAAUUAAAAAUAAAAGCAAACUGUUGUGGAUGCAGUAUGAUUGUUAUAAUUAUGCCAAAUACUUUAUGUAUGGAAAAAGAAUAUUUGUACAUAUGUGCUUUUAACAAUAAUUCUGCCAUAUUGACUACAGUUUUGAAUGUCAGAAAAAUUAAUAUAUGUUAAAAUAUUUAUGUUUAGUGAAAGUAUUCUUAAUAGAGAAAAGGAACAUGAAUUUUAGCUUUGUAUCUUGCAAGUUUUUCAGUUGAAAAUUUCUUGAACUAGCUUUUGCUUUUGAUGAUAACACUUUGUGUUUGUAAUCACAUCCUUAAGUAUAUAUAUAUCUAUAUAUAUAGGAAGAUACAUAUUUCUGUUGCUUUAAAGAAGUAAAGCCUUCCCUCCAUUUAAAUAAGGUGACAUGCUUAAGAUAACAAAGCUUUGAUUUCCUUUUCUUCUGUAAUUUAAUAGAUUUCUUGACUAGUGCUUGGGCACAGUGUAAAUCAGUGUUAUUUGCUCUUGAAUCCAUUUUUUUUUUUUUAAUUGGGGCAAUGAACAGUCGAUCAUGUGUGUGUAUUUCUGAAGCAGCUAUAUAGCAGAACAUUUCAAGAGAUUCUAUUAGCCCAGAUGUUCAUGUUGGUUGCUGCUGAAUGGUAAAUAUUAAAUAAAAUUACCUGAUUAAUCUUGGUA